This is a messenger RNA of Drosophila ananassae, 3721 nucleotides long. It is a transcript of the gene gfzf, whose product is annotated as glutathione S-transferase 1-1. Lineage: Eukaryota; Metazoa; Arthropoda; Insecta; Diptera; Drosophilidae. The transcript is spliced from 4 exons. Gene Ontology annotation, biological process: glutathione metabolic process. Bases 341 to 3424 code for a protein of 1027 amino acids. Gene Ontology annotation, molecular function: glutathione transferase activity. The record is from RefSeq and is a predicted model, not a curated record.
AGAGUUGACAAGUGGCAACCCCAACGCCAUCAAAACGCUCGCAGCCCUGGUAUUCUCACAAAAGCAUUAUUUCAUCGCGUCGCAGAAAAAAAUGUGCUUGUGUUAUUAAUUUGGAAGGAAAAACCAAAUAUAAACAUUAUAAAGUGAUUUGAAACGUGUACUAUCAGUGUCCUAAUUAAUGUUUACGGUGAUUGGGCGGAAAGGCGCGCAACCGGAGAGCUGAUGAAAUACCACCAAAAAUCCCAACCAACAAAUUUAAAGCCACACACACAAAAUCGCCUAAUUUACGAUACGAAACACUUUUCUGGAAAAUCGAAAAACGCUAAAAACGCCGAAACAUAUGGAGGGAUUCGAAGUCAAACAGAAGAUGGAAUCUCUGGAGGACCAUGGCAUGGACCUUACCAAGGUGUCCGUGGUGCGGUCCGCCAAGGGCGUUGACAUGCUCUGCGUGGACGACUAUCUGUACCACUUCGAUCGCAUCGGCAAAGACAAAACAUACCGAUGGCUAUGCAACCGGCGAAAAGACCGAUCCACUCCCUGCAAAUCCCGAAUAUGCACCAUUCUUCCCAAUCCCAUGAAUAAGCAGGAUCACGUAGUGGUGGAAGUGAUUCUACCACACAUCCAUCCACGUUGCAGCGACCACGAAGUCAACAAGGUGGCCCAACGCAAGCGGCUAUCUGUUAUGAAAAUGGACGACGCCUACAGCACCACCCAGCCAAAACGGGCGCGACUGUACGAGCGGGCCAACAAGGGCAUGAAUCCGCCGGAGUGGAUCCAGGGCGGGAUUGACAACGCCGCCCUGGAGGCCUCAUUCCAGCUGGACUUUGAGGAUAAAGAACGUAUUUUCAUGCUGAGACGACGAGAUGGUCGCGUGAUGGUGUGCAUCGACGGCCACUUGUACUAUUUGGACGGAAAGUCCUACAGAGGCGACGUAUAUCGAUGGACGUGCGUUCGGAAGCGGGACAUAGAGUGCACAGCCUACAUCUGCACGGAAGCGACGCUGACAGGAUCCCAUCGGCUGCACGCCUUGGAAACAGAUGCCCACAUCCACCCGCACUACUCCGCCACCAAGCUGAUGCACAUGUUCGCCAAGCACCAGAUUGUCUUGGUGGAGGAUGAGCAGACAGCCGAAGUGUUAUCCGAGUGCCCCAAUCUGGAGUACUUUGAUCCCGAAAACUCCUAUGAUGUGGGACAGCGAUGCGAUGAUCUGGAAUCGAUCAUAAUCGAGGAAUGCGAGGAGAACUACGAUGUGUAUGUAGGAGCUGAGGGUACCCAGUCGGCCGAAGUCCAGGACAACCAGUUCAUGGAGAUGGUGUCCCAAGUGGAGGAGCAACCGAAGCAGGAGUCCAAGUGGCCGGCGGCUCUGCAAGUAAUUGCCAACUAUGAGGCGCCUCCCGGAUACAAUCCGCUUACGGAAACCGACUUGACCAAGUUCAGCUUCCUGCCUUCGGCAAAAGGACGGAAGGUGCUGUGCCUGAACAGACACCUGUACCAUUUCGACUCCCAGAGCAGGUCCAAUGGCCACAUGUUCUUCACGUGCAUCAACCGACGGGACAAAAUCAACACCUGCCACGUUCGCAUCACAUUGGAUCCGGUGGAGAACGGCCCUCUGGUGCUGCGCAUCAACGGGGAGCACACCCAUCUGCCGGACCUAAAGGAGAUCGUGCGUCGCCUCAAGCAACAGGCCAAGCUGGACAAUGACCUAAAGCAGGUCAAGACGGAUCACGAGGUGGAAGUGGCCUAUGAGAGCAACGAGGAUGCAACAAGUCAGACGGGAGACGCCUUCGAAGCGGACGCUAGCAUCGAUGGCAGCUAUGAACAAGUGGAGACGAGCAAUGUGGUGAUGAAGAAGGUCAUUGGCAUUGACGGAGCCAUUAAAAUGGAACCAGAAGCCAAAGCCAACAUGAUUGUUCAGUACAUGAAGGAUGGAUCCGACAACAUAAGUGCCAAAAUAGAGAUUCUACCAGACGCGCUGGUGGGGCUUAACACGUCGACGCCAUUGCCGAAGCCUCAGCCCGAGAUCACGAACAUCCGCAGGAAAAGGGAAGUGGUGGAGCCCGUUAAGGGCGCUCAACCAGAUAUGGAUCUGACCAAGAUCUGCACCCUGCGCUCGGCCAAGGGGCACGAGCUGCUCUGCGUCGAUGGCUACAUCUACCACGCCAAGAACCGGGGAGUCAUAUCGCGCAACUACUGGGUUUGCAUCAAGGGCCGCGAUCCGGAGAUCAACUGUAAGAGUCGGAUCUCGACCGCCACCCAAAAAGAUGGCUCCAUCCGCGUGUUGCGUGUCUACAACCACCACUGCCAUCCGUUCAGCGAGGACGACAUCAAGCGACGCCUCUUCAACGAGAUCAACAAGAAGAACAACAAGAAGCUUAAGUUCCGACCCCUACAUUUCAUUGGCAAGUCCCUGGAUCAAAUCAAGGAGGAGUACGGCGACUUGGCCAUCGAGCGGCUCAAUGUCUCCAACAUCAGCAACGAUAUUGUGGUGCACAAAAAGCCACGAGUCUCUGGGAGCCAGAACAGCAGUUCAGCCUCCACGAAGCUUGAAGCGCAAGAGGAGGAUGACGAUGUCAUAGAGAUGGAUGAGAUGGAGCCAGACGGCGAGGAGAUCCCUCUGGAGGAAGAUCAGCAGUACAUGGAAAUGGAGAACACAGAUGCCAUCAUUGAAGUCGUUGAGGAAUCGGCCGAUGAUAUAGAUGGCUACGGCUCAGUUGAACCCAUAUACACCAUGAAACUGUACGCCGUAUCCGAUGGACCGCCUUCCUUGGCCGUUCGCAUGACCCUCAAGGCCCUGAACAUCCAAUACCAGCUGAUCAACGUGGACUUUUGUGCCCUGGAGCACCGAACUGAGGAUUAUGCAAAGAUGAACCCACAAAAGGAAAUACCCGUGCUGGAUGACGAUGGAUUUUAUUUGUCGGAGAGUAUCGCCAUUAUGCAAUAUCUGUGCGAUAAAUAUGCACCGGAUUCGAGUCUCUACCCGCAGGAAGUUAACCAGCGAGCCCUGAUUAACCAGCGGCUGUGCUUUAACAUGGGCUUCUACUAUGCACCCAUCUCGGCCCAUAGCAUGGCGCCCAUCUUCUUCGACUACGAGCGUACGCCCAUGUCGCUGAAGAAGGUUCAGAACGCCCUCGAGGUGUUCGAAACGUAUUUGGAGAGAUUGGGAACCAAGUACGCUGCUGGCGACAACCUAACCAUUGCCGAUUUUGGACUUAUUUCGGCUACACUGUGCCUGGAGGCGAUCGAUUUCGAUCUGCAGCAGUAUCCAUCGGUUGCCAAGUGGUACAACACCUUCAAGGAGGAGUAUCCACAGUUGUGGGAAAUAGCCAACAGCGGAAUGCAGGAGAUCAGCGCGUUCGAGCAGAAUCCUCCGGACUUGUCCCAAAUGGAGCAUCCAUUUCACCCGACGCGCAAAACAAAAGCCUAAAUGCUUAGAACCUAAGACCUUUUUGGUUAGCAAAGUUGUACAAUUAUUUUCACUUUAAUUCUUGAAGUUAAUAUAUAAUAUUACAUUUAUAUAAUUUUAUAAACUAUUAUGCGCUGGACUCGAAAUUGUAAGCAUCGAUGAUUGAUCAGUUUUAGAGAAAUCAACGGAAUUUAUUGAGUAGCCGACUACUAAAAUAUACCUAUACAUCCUUAAUAUACACCAAAUGUUUCAAUUGAAAUUUGUAUCACGCUUUCCUUUAAAAUGUAUACAAUAAAACGCAAUAAUUAAGAACUCGGA